GCGGGGCGGCGCGAGUGGCGGCGCGUCUGAGCGACUGCUAUUAGGUGAGGACGGCCUGGCAGAAGUUGGUUGUUCAAAGCUGUACAGGCCAUAAUGACUUCCAAUAAAGCAAUUGAAUUACAACUGCAAGUGAAACAAAAUGCAGAAGAAUUACAAGACUUUAUGAGGGAUUUAGAAAACUGGGAAAAAGACAUUAAACAAAAGGAUAUGGAACUAAGAAGACAGAGUGGUAUUCUUGAAGAGAAUUUACCUCCUAUUCGAAAUGGGAAUUUUAGGAAAAAGAAGAAAGGCAAAGCUAAAGAGUCUUCUAAAAAAACCAAGGAGGAAAACACAAAAAAUAGGAUAAAAUCUUAUGAUUAUGAGGCAUGGGCAAAACUUGAUGUGGACAGUAUCCUUGAUGAGCUUGAUAAAGAAGAUACCACCCAUGAUUCUGUGUCUCAAGAAUCAGAGUCAGAAGAGGAUGGGAUUCAUGUAGAUGCACAAAAGGCUCUUGCUCUAAAAGAAAAGGGCAAUAAAUACUUCAAACAAGGGAAAUAUGAUGAAGCAAUUGAAUGCUACACAAAAGGCAUGGAUGCUGAUCCAUAUAAUCCUGUGUUGCCAACAAAUAGAGCAUCAGCAUACUUCAGAUUGAAAAAAUUUGCUGUUGCUGAGUCUGAUUGUAAUUUAGCAAUUGCCUUAAGUAGAAGUUAUACUAAGGCUUAUGCUAGACGAGGUGCUGCUCGAUUUGCUCUGCAAAAAUUAGAGGAUGCUAAAAAAGAUUAUGAAAAAGUAUUAGAAUUGGAACCAAAUAACUUUGAAGCAAUGAAUGAACUCAGGAAAAUUAAUCAGGCUUUAACAUUCAAAGAAAACUCAUAUCCAGAGGAAGCUGCUAUAGUGACUGAAUCAACUGAUGGAGAAAAAAAAAAUAUUGAAGAAAAGAAAAAGAAGCAGCAGGCCAUUACAGAAAAAGAUCUGGGGAAUGGAUUUUUCAAAGAGGGGAAGUACGAAAGAGCAAUCGAAUGCUAUACUAGAGGAAUAGCAGCAGAUGGUGCUAAUGCCCUUCUUCCUGCUAACCGAGCAAUGGCCUAUCUGAAGAUUCAGAAAUAUGAAGAAGCUGAAAGAGACUGCACACAAGCCAUUUUAUUAGAUGGCUCUUACUCUAAAGCUUUUGCUAGAAGAGGAACUGCAAGAACAUUUUUGGGAAAGAUAAAUGAGGCCAAACAAGAUUUUGAAACUGUGUUACUUCUGGAACCUGGAAAUAAGCAAGCAGUAACUGAACUUUCUAGAAUUAAAAAGGAAUUAAUUGAGAAAGGACACUGGGAUGAUGUCUUUCUUGAUUCCACACAAAGACAAAAUGUGGUAAAACCCAUUGAUAAUCCACCUCAUCUUGGAUCAGUUAAACCACUCAAGAAGGUUAUUAUUGAAGAAACUGGUAAUUUGAUACAGACUAUUGAUGUGCCAGAUAGCACUACUGCUGCUGCUCCAGAGGGUAAUCCUAUUAAUCUAGCAAACGUAAUAGCAGCCACAGGCACUGCUAGUAAGAAGAAUUCAAGCCAAGAUGACCUUUUGCCCCCAAGUGAUACUCCACGAGCAAAAGUUUUGAAAAUAGAAGAAAUCAAUGAUACUUCAGCCUUGCCACCUCGAGUCAGUUUGAAACAGGACAUUAGCCAGUCUUUGAGUGAGAAAAUUUCUAUAAAGGGAGAACAAGUACCUGCUAAGUUUGUCACAUCUGCUCUGCCUCCAGUUCCUGCCAACUCAUUCCAGCUUGAAUCUGAUUUCAGACAUCUGAAAGGUUCUCCAGAUAUGUUGUAUCAGUAUUUAAAGCAAAUUGAACCAUCCUUGUAUCCUAAGUUGUUUCAGAAGAAUCUAGAUCCAGAUAUAUUCAACCAAAUCAUUAAAAUUCUGCAUGACUUUUACAUUGAGAAAGAAAAGCCAUCACUUAUUUUUGAAAUCUUACAAAGACUUUCUGAACUAAAAAGGUUUGAUAUGGCAGUAAUGUUUAUGUCAGAAUCUGAGAAAAAGAUUGCACAUGUAUUGUUCAAUCACAUAGACAAAUCAGGAUUGAAAGAUAAUUCUGUUGAAGAACUCAAGAAAAGAUACGGUGGUUGAAGAUGUUUUUGACUUCCACAUGUAAAUUUUUUUCUACUGAAAAUAURAAAUGUUUUGCUUUUUCAGAAACCAUAUAGAAAAGGACUCACUUUGGACAUAAAUUAAUUAACUAUAAAGUGAAUUGUGAGAAUUGUAUUCUGGUGAACUAUUUGUAAGUCUUUCUAAAAAUAAAAAUAUAAAUAAUG
Molecule: messenger RNA, 2273 nt
Organism: Urocitellus parryii (Arctic ground squirrel)
Lineage: Eukaryota; Metazoa; Chordata; Mammalia; Rodentia; Sciuridae
Gene: Rpap3
Product: RNA polymerase II associated protein 3
Cellular component (GO): protein folding chaperone complex
Molecular function (GO): protein binding
Source: RefSeq, a predicted model, not a curated record